This is a messenger RNA of Rhopalosiphum maidis (corn leaf aphid), 720 nucleotides long. RefSeq lists its product as uncharacterized. The record is from RefSeq and is a predicted model, not a curated record. Lineage: Eukaryota; Metazoa; Arthropoda; Insecta; Hemiptera; Aphididae. The transcript has 2 exons. Bases 129 to 431 code for a protein of 100 amino acids.
UUUACAAAAGUUUGAAUUUCGAACGUACCGUCUAUAAUCUAUAGUUCAUAGUUGAUACUAUAACAAGUACCAAUUUAAAGAUCCGUUUUUCAUUAUUAUUAGUUUUAUUUAGCUGGAUUUUGGUCGAAAUGAAGUUUUUAGUGGCGAUUUGUUGCGUUUUAUCGGUGACAGCGGUGCACUCUGCCCCCACACACGGAUUUAUAACCCCGGUGAUCUUGCCCAAAGUGCACGUAGCGUCUCCAGACGUGACAGUCGUCAGACAACCAUACGUCGUUCAACAAACCGAGCCCGUGUUCAGACACGUGUACUACCCCGCUGAACCGGUGUCGUACGUGCACUCGCAUCAUGUGCAAACCUACCAACAUCAACACCCCGUCGUAGCGACUUACCAGACGGCACCGUACGCGCCAGCCGUCAGCUACAUCGUUUGAGCUUUGGCAUUCGCAAGUCGUCAUCAUGAAAUCCAUCAUCAUCAUAUUAUAUGUUACGUAGGCAUUAUAGUAAGCUGCAUAUUCACGUACCGGCAACAUACAAUAUGACACGUAUACCUACUGAUGACGAGUACGACGAAAAUAAUAUUAAUUAUAUACGUAUCUUAUAAAAAUUAUAUUAUUAUAUUGUGUUGACAUAGCGGCGCAUAGUACCUAUAUAUUAUGAUAUUUAUUAUGUAUUUAUGAUAUUAUGUACCGUACGCGUUAUGUACGCGAAUAAUAAAAUGCU